AUGCGGCUGACCUCGAUUCUCACGCUCACCUGCUCGAUAGCGGCCCUGGUCCUCUCGUUACUAUGCUUGUUCGCAGGCUCCAGCCGAUCCUUCCUGCAGAGCGCCGAUGUCAUGACCCUGAACGUAUCUCAGAUCGGCCAGGGUGAGAUAUUCAACACGACUUCCGACCCUGACGACAACUUCCUAGAUGAUCUCGUCAAUUCUGCCCAGGACGUCGCCAACGAUCUCAUCGGCGAUGCUGCCGAUGCCAUCACCGAGCGUCUCAAUAUCUCCGACUUUUACGCCGUGCACGUCAUGAACUACUGCGAGGGCAUGUUUGAACCCAAUGGCACCGCCGACAACGCCAAGAAGAAUACUACCAACUGCUCCGAGCGCAAUGCCCUUUUCCACUUCAAUCCCUCCGAGAUCAUCGAGGAGCACUUACCUAGCGGUAUCACUCUGGAGGACUUGAACUGGCCUGAAGACAUCGACAGAGCUGUGGAUGCCAUCCGUGCCGCGAGCAUUGCCAUGUUCGUCUUCUGGUGUGUUGGCAUCGGCUUCGCUGGCUUCGCCAUCAUCGGUUCCGCGGUCAGCAUCUUCAGUUCCGGACGAGGCACCCCUUGUGGUGUCUUCGUUGUCUCAUUCAUCUCGUUCCUUUCCCUCGGCAUAGCCUCCGCCAUCGCGACGGCUGUCAUGGCCAAAGCAACCGACGCCAUCAACAAGUACGGCCAAGACAUUGGCGUCUCCGCCACCAAGGGCACAGAGUUCCUCGGCAUGUCCUGGGGCGCCACAGCGGCUAUGCUGGUGGCUACCAUUCUUUCUAUUGCGCAGGUCUGUGGCGGUCGGCGAGACAAGGGUUUCAAGUCGAGCAAGAUCUGA
Molecule: messenger RNA, 858 nt
Organism: Cyphellophora europaea CBS 101466
Lineage: Eukaryota; Fungi; Ascomycota; Eurotiomycetes; Chaetothyriales; Cyphellophoraceae
Exons: 2
Coding region: 1-858 (285 amino acids)
Biological process (GO): fungal-type cell wall organization
Cellular component (GO): plasma membrane; cell cortex of cell tip
Source: RefSeq, a predicted model, not a curated record